Molecule: messenger RNA, 1139 nt
Organism: Gongylonema pulchrum
Lineage: Eukaryota; Metazoa; Nematoda; Chromadorea; Rhabditida; Gongylonematidae
Source: the annotation of a GenBank genome assembly
CAUCAGCCGAAUCGUUAGCACCACGAAUGUUUUUGUGGCGCAAACUGUGGGAUUUGGUUUGGGGUGCACUUCUGUACAUAUUUGGAGCCGGUGAUGGUUUGUUAGAUGAACACACUUCUUUCUCCUCAAACGCGAUGGAAAGCGACGAUGAUAUGGAGCAGGAGGAAACCUUAUCUCAGCCUGGUGACAAUUCGCUAAGUUCGAACCGUUCGGGCUCUACGCAUCGAUCUACCACUUCCUCAAAGAAAAAUAAAGUGCUGGCUCCGAGCUCAGCCGCUACGUGUUCUCGAGCAAAAGGUGGACGUUCACGUGGACGUAACGUUCAAAAUCACGCCAAUUACGUGUUGUCGCCAUUGACAAACGGAGCAACAGCGCUGUCGUCAUCUACAUUGGGGGCCACGUGUGCACUAAACAAUAAUUUAUUGAACCUAGCAACGGGUGGAGUACAGCAGGAUAGACAGAUAUACAGUUCUGUUCCGGGUGUAGCUUAUCCGAGCCUAACGAACAGUUCCGGUGACGCCGCAGAGAAGGAUUCUGCUUCUGGUGUUUGUGCUACUCAGGAAAAGCCCAAGGAUGAUACUAAAUCUUUGAGCGUUAUGGUUUUGAAUUAUUUUAGUCCAAAGGAACUAGAAACGUUGCGUAAUGAUCUGCGGGCAGCACGAUGUCAGGAAGUUGAGCUACGGUAUCUGAUACAGCAGUAUGAGAACGGGGAGAAGCAAAUGAAGGGAGAAUUGGCGCAGAUGAAGCUGAAACAAGAGCAGAGUGACAGCAAGCUUGCAAAUGUCCUGAAAGCACGCGAUCAAGACAGAUCGGCAAUGCAGCUGCUGGAGAAGAGACUGAUUGAGGCGCAGACCAAGAGGAAUGAGCUUGAAAAAGAGCUUAAUGCGGAAAAGCGUAGCAAAAUCAAAGAAGAACAUGCCGCAGCACGAGCUUUAGCAGCUGCCCAGUCCAACAAGUACGCUUCAUUCUUGUAUGUCAUUGUGGAGGAAGUUUGUUGCAUGCAUCCUCGAGAUGAGGUACGAGCGCACGACUAUUCGGAAGUUUUUAGGACUCCGCUCGGCUUGGCCGAGCAAUAUGCACUGGUUUUUGUGCAGGAAGCGCUCAUUUGGGUGUUACUAAAACUCUGCACGGUUCGGUGA